This is a messenger RNA of Sciurus carolinensis (gray squirrel), 4056 nucleotides long. It is a transcript of the gene Hif1a, whose product is annotated as hypoxia inducible factor 1 subunit alpha. Bases 362 to 2839 code for a protein of 825 amino acids. Gene Ontology annotation, cellular component: nucleus. The record is from RefSeq and is a predicted model, not a curated record. Gene Ontology annotation, biological process: cellular response to hypoxia; regulation of transcription by RNA polymerase II. Lineage: Eukaryota; Metazoa; Chordata; Mammalia; Rodentia; Sciuridae. Gene Ontology annotation, molecular function: DNA-binding transcription factor activity, RNA polymerase II-specific; protein dimerization activity; RNA polymerase II transcription regulatory region sequence-specific DNA binding. The transcript is spliced from 15 exons.
CCUCCCCGCGCGCCCGAGCGCGCCUCCGCCCUUGCCCGCCCCCUGCCGCUCGCUGCCUCAGCUCCUCAGUGCACAGAGCCGCCUCGUCUGAGGGGACGCGAGGACCGUCCUCGUCGCGGUUUCGGCCAGUGCGUUGGGCCAGGCCUUGACAAGCAGCCGGAGGAGAGGCUGAGCCAGACCCGAAUCCCUGCUCUUGCCGCCUGCUCCUCCCACCUCUGGGCUCACGAGGGGUUUCCCGCCUCGCACCCCCCGCCUCUGGACUUGCUCUUCUUUUCUCUCCGCGUGUGGAGGGAGCCAGUGCUUAGGCCGGAGCGAGCCUGGGGGCCGCCGGCCGUGAAGGCAUCGCGGGGACCGAUUCACCAUGGAGGGCGCCGGAGGCGCGAACGACAAGAAAAAUAGGAUAAGUUCUGAACGUCGAAAAGAAAAGUCUAGAGAUGCAGCCAGAUCUCGGCGAAGCAAAGAGUCUGAAGUUUUUUAUGAACUUGCUCAUCAGUUGCCACUUCCCCAUAAUGUGAGCUCACAUCUUGAUAAGGCUUCUGUUAUGAGGCUUACCAUCAGUUAUUUGCGUGUGAGGAAACUUCUGGAUGCUGGUGAUCUGGAUAUUGAAGAUGAAAUGAAGGCACAGAUGAACUGCUUUUAUUUGAAAGCCCUGGAUGGCUUUGUUAUGGUGCUCACAGAUGAUGGUGACAUGAUUUACAUUUCUGAUAACGUGAACAAAUACAUGGGAUUAACUCAGUUUGAACUAACUGGACACAGUGUGUUUGAUUUUACUCAUCCGUGUGACCAUGAGGAAAUGAGAGAAAUGCUUACACACAGAAAUGGCCCGGUGAAAAAGGGUAAAGAACAAAACACACAGCGAAGCUUCUUUCUCAGAAUGAAGUGUACCCUAACUAGCCGGGGGAGAACUAUGAACAUAAAGUCUGCAACAUGGAAGGUACUUCACUGCACAGGCCAUAUCCAUGUAUAUGAUACCAACAGUAACCAAUCUCAGUGUGGAUACAAGAAACCACCAAUGACAUGCCUGGUGCUGAUUUGUGAACCCAUUCCUCAUCCAUCAAAUAUUGAAAUUCCUUUAGACAGCAAGACUUUUCUCAGUCGACACAGCCUGGAUAUGAAAUUUUCUUAUUGUGAUGAAAGAAUUACUGAAUUGAUGGGAUAUGAACCAGAGGAACUUUUGGGCCGCUCAAUUUAUGAAUAUUAUCAUGCUUUGGACUCUGAUCAUCUGACCAAAACUCAUCAUGACAUGUUUACUAAAGGACAAGUCACCACAGGACAGUACAGGAUGCUUGCCAAAAGAGGUGGAUAUGUCUGGGUAGAAACUCAAGCAACUGUUAUAUAUAACACCAAGAACUCUCAACCACAAUGCAUUGUAUGUGUAAAUUAUGUUGUGAGUGGUAUUAUUCAGCACGACUUGAUUUUCUCCCUUCAACAAACAGAAUGUGUCCUCAAACCAGUUGAGUCUUCAGAUAUGAAAAUGACUCAGCUCUUCACCAAAGUUGAAUCAGAGGAUACAAGUAGCCUCUUUGAUAAACUUAAGAAGGAACCUGAUGCUUUAACUUUGCUGGCCCCAGCUGCUGGAGACACAAUCAUAUCUUUAGAUUUUGGCAGCAAUGACACAGAAACUGAAGACCAACAACUUGAGGAAGUUCCAUUGUAUAAUGAUGUAAUGUUCCCCUCGUCCAGUGAAAAAUUACAAAAUAUAAAUUUGGCCAUGUCUCCAUUACCUGCGUCUGAAACUCCAAAGCCACUUCGAAGUAGUGCUGACCCAGCACUCAAUCAAGAAGUUGCAUUAAAAUUAGAACCAAAUCCAGAGUCACUGGAACUUUCUUUUACCAUGCCCCAGAUUCAAGAUCAGCCAGCCAGUCCUUCUGAUGGAAGCACUAGACAGAGUUCACCUGAGCCUAACAGUCCCAGUGAAUACUGUUUUGAUGUGGAUAGUGAUAUGGUCAAUGUAUUCAAGUUGGAAUUGGUAGAAAAACUUUUUGCUGAAGAUACAGAAGCAAAGAAUCCAUUUUCAACUCAGGACACUGAUUUAGACUUGGAAAUGUUGGCCCCCUAUAUCCCAAUGGAUGAUGAUUUCCAGUUACGUUCCUUUGAUCAGCUGUCACCAUUAGAAAGCAGUUCUUCAAGCCCUCAAAGUGUGAGCACAAUUUCAGUAUUCCAGCAGACUCAAAUGCAAGAACCUACUAUUAACACCACCACUGCCACUACCACCACUGAUGAAUUAAAAACAGUGACAAAAGAUGGGAUGGAAGACAUUAAAAUACUGAUUGCAUCUUCAUCUCCUACCCAUGUACCUAAAGAAACUACUAGUGCCACAACACCACCACCAUAUAAUGAUACUCAAAGUCGAACAGCCUCACCAAACAGAGCAGGAAAAGGAGUCAUAGAACAGACAGAAAAAUCUCAUCCAAGAAGCCCUAACGUGGUAUCUGUCACUUUGAGUCAAAGAAAUACAGUUCCCGAGGAAGAACUAAAUCCAAAGAUACUAGCUUUGCAGAAUGUUCAGAGAAAGCGAAAAAUGGAAAAUGAUGGUUCACUUUUUCAAGCAAUAGGAAUUGGCACACUAUUACAGCAACCAGAUGAUCGUGCAGCUACCACAUCACUUUCUUGGAAACGUGUAAAAGGAUGCAAAUCUAGUGAACAGAAUGGAAUGGAGCAAAAGACAAUUAUUUUAAUACCCUCUGAUUUAGCAUGUAGACUGCUGGGGCAAUCAAUGGAUGAGAGUGGAUUACCACAGCUGACCAGUUAUGAUUGUGAAGUUAAUGCUCCUAUACAAGGCAGCAGAAACCUACUGCAGGGUGAAGAUUUACUCAGAGCUUUGGAUCAAGUUAACUGAGCUUUCAUGAUUUCAUUCCCUUUUUCUUUUUUCUUUUUUUUUUUUUUUCUUUUUCUUCUUUUUUUUUUUAUUUUUUUAUUUUUUGGACACUGGUGGCUCAUUACCUAAAGCAGUCUAUUUAUAUUUUCUAUAUCUAAUUUUAGAAGCCUGGCUACAAUACUGCACAAACUCAGCUAGUUCAAUUUUGAUCCCCUUUCUACUUAAUUUACAUUAAUGCUCUUUUUUAAUAUGUUCUUUAAUGCCAGAUCACAGCACAUUUUCACAGUUCUUUGGUAUUUAAACCAUUGCAUUGUAGUAGCAUCAUUUAAAAAUGCACCUUUUUAUUUAUUUAUUUUUGGCUAGGGAGUUUGUCCCUUAUUGAUUUAUUUUUAAUAAGAUGCCAAUAUAAUUUUUUUAAGAAGGCAGUAACCUUUCAUCAUGAUCACAAACAGUUGAAACAUUUUUACUAAGUUUUUUUCACAUUUUACAUAAACAAUAAUGCUUUGCCAGCAGUAUAUGGUAGCCACAAUUGCACAAUAUAUUUUCUUAAAAAAUACCAGCAGUUACUCAUGCAAUAUAUCCUGCAUUUAUAAAACUAGUUUUUAAGAAGAAAUUUUUUUUGGCCUAUAAAAUUGUUAAACCUGGAACUUGACAUUGUUAAUCUUAUAAUAAUGAUUCUUAAAUGCUGUAUGGUUUAUUAUUUAAAUGGGUAAAGCCAUUUACAUGAUAUAGAAAGAUGCAUAUAUCUGGAAGGUAUGUGGCAUUUAUUUGGAUAAAAUUCUCAGUUCAGAGAAAUCAUCUGAUGUUUCCGUAGUUACUUUCCCAGCUCAAAAGAAAACAAUACCCUAUGUAGUUGUGGAAGUUUAUGCUAAUAUUGUGUAAUUGAUAUUAAACCUAAAUGUUCUGCCCACUCUGUUGGUAUAAAGAUUUUGAGCAGACUGUAAACAAAACAAAAAAAUCAUGCAUUGUUAGUAAAAUUGCCUAGUAUGUUAAUUUGCUCAAAAUAUGAUGUUUGGUUUUAUGCACUUUGUCGCUAUUAACAUCCUUUUUUCAUAUAGAUUUCAAUAACUGAGUAAUUUUAGAAGCAUUAUUUUAGGAAUAUAUAGUUGUUGUAGUAAACAUCUUGUUUUUUUUCUAUGUACAUUGUAUAAAUUUUUCAUUCCUUUGCUCUUUGUGGUUGGGUCUAACACUAACUGUAUUGUUUUGUUACAUCAAAUAAACAUCUUCUGUGGACCAGG